Molecule: messenger RNA, 876 nt
Organism: Scylla paramamosain (green mud crab)
Lineage: Eukaryota; Metazoa; Arthropoda; Malacostraca; Decapoda; Portunidae
Exons: 1
Coding region: 1-876 (291 amino acids)
Source: RefSeq, a predicted model, not a curated record
AUGGCUCUGUGUGGCAGCCAUCGCCAGACUCCAGCUGAACAAGGAUAUGCACUCACCGAAGGUGAGGCGCUGGAAGUGGCGUAUUGCCUCCACAAGGCGCGGCUCUUUCUACAAGGCUGGCCUAAUCUACUCCUGGUGACCGAUCACCGUCCUCUGGUGGGCCUGUUAGGUGACAAAGCCCUCACGAAUGUGGCAAAUCCGCAGCUGUUUAGGCUGAAGGAGCGGACACUUCAGUUCAAGUUCACCAUUCGCUACCUGCCGGGAAAGAAGAAUUGUGCUGCAGACUUUCUGUCCAGAUACCCGUCCAUGAAGUCACCUAGUGUGCUGUAUGAGGAACAGGAUGAGGAGCUGGCAAUGGCCAUGGCCGUCGCCACGGUUGCAGCAUUGGACCUUCAGGAUAGUCUCACCUUCGAUGAGGACAUGGUGCUUCAAGCGUCGCAGGACGACCUAGUGUACCAGAUACUGCUGGCUAAGGUGUUGGCUAGCGACUGGCACCCACAGAGGUCUGAGGAGUUGGCUUGCCUACGCCCCUUCUACAGCAUCAGAGAGAGGUUGGGUGUAUCGCGAGGCCUGGUGACGUACGCAUUCGAGCAAAACCACCCACAGCUAGUGAUUCCAGACCUCCUACGCAAGCAAGUAACAACCCACCUUCACGCAGGUCACCAAGGAAUCGAUUCCAUGCUCAGGAGAGUACGACAAGCAGUAUACUGGCUGGGCAUUGAGGGCGAUCUACGACACUACCGCGCCAGCUGCGACACCUGCAAGGCACAUGCUCCCUCGCAGCCUCCCUCGCCUCUCCUCUUCACCCCGUCCCCGUCUACCCAUUUCAACAGACUGUGGCGCACCUGUUUCAGCUGGAGGGGCACGAUUACAUAG